This is a messenger RNA of Adineta ricciae, 1350 nucleotides long. The record is from the annotation of a GenBank genome assembly. Lineage: Eukaryota; Metazoa; Rotifera; Eurotatoria; Adinetida; Adinetidae.
AUGACAGACGUGAUUUUUUUAAACCUGAUUCUACUCUAUAUACCUACAAUUCAUACGAUUGCUAUUGGAAUAGUAUAUGACUACACAUAUAUUGGUACUGAAAAUCAGAUCUUUUUCAAUAAAACAUUUGAUGAAUGUAUUUGUCAAAUGAUUAAUUUAAAUAACAAUUCAAUAUCUCUUAUGAAUUAUUUUAAUUCAAAUGAAACGUGCCAAUUGUUCAAUUUAAAUAAUAAUUCAUUGACAAUUGAAUCUUAUUCGAAUGUUACAAUGGUAUUUCUUAAUCGAACAUCGAUUAUUGUAACAAUAAUCUCAACACAUGAAUCAACAUCCACAACAACUGCAUCACUGAAAGGAUGGACAACGAUGAAAAACUUGAAUAUUGCCCGAAAUAAACAUACUGCAUCAGUUUUAUCGAAUGGAUCAGUAUUAGUUGUUGGUGGACAGAAUGAUAACGCUUUUCUUAACAGUGCUGAACUGUAUGAUCCAUCUACUAAUAUAUGGUCAAUAACAGGGAAUAUGAAAACUACUCGAUGUUACCACACUUCAUCACUCUUAUUAACUGGGAUAGUACUAAUAACAGGUGGACAAAAUAGUGUUGCUUCUCUGAAUAGCGUAGAAUUAUUCAAUCUAUCUACAGGUAAUUGGACAACAACGAGAAAUAUGAGUAUCACACGAUACUACCACACAGCAUCACUCUUACAAAACGGAAAAGUAUUAGUUGCAGGUGGUUCUGCUAAUAGUGGUUAUGUCAACAGUGCUGAAUUGUAUGAUCCAUCGAUAAACACUUGGUCAACUACAGGAAAUAUGAAUUCUGCAAGAUUUAGACAUACUGCAUCAGUUUUACUUAACGGAACAGUCUUAGUUGCAGGUGGAUAUAAUAAUAAUGCACCUCUGUAUAGUGUUGAAUUAUAUAAUCCAUCUACAGGAAAUUGGACAACAAUGGCGAAUAUGACUGUUGCACGAUAUUCUCAUACCGCAUCUCUUCUACAAAAUGGAAAAGUGUUAGUUAUUGGUGGUUAUGGUAACAGUAAUUCUCUGAACAGUGCUGAAUUAUAUAAUCCUUCAACAAAUAGUUGGAUAACAACAUCGAGUAUGACAACUGCGCGAUACUUUCAUACAGCGACUGUUUUAUUGGAUGGAACAAUUUUAGUAACAGGUGGACAAAGUCAAAAUAAUGUUUAUCUCAAUAGUGCUGAAUUAUACGAUCCAUCAACAAAUAAUUGGACAAUACUAUCGAAUAUGAGUACUAUACGACAUUCUCAUACCGCAUCACUUUUAUUUGAUGGUACUAUAUUAGUUGCAAGUGGAUCAAAUGGAAAUGUUUCUCUGAAUACAAAUGAAUUAUAUUGA